Molecule: messenger RNA, 1672 nt
Organism: Lampris incognitus (smalleye Pacific opah)
Lineage: Eukaryota; Metazoa; Chordata; Actinopteri; Lampriformes; Lampridae
Gene: nudt1
Product: nudix (nucleoside diphosphate linked moiety X)-type motif 1
Exons: 4
Coding region: 216-686 (156 amino acids)
Biological process (GO): DNA protection
Molecular function (GO): 8-oxo-7,8-dihydroguanosine triphosphate pyrophosphatase activity
Source: RefSeq, a predicted model, not a curated record
GUGCUGAUCGUGUGUGUGGUGUGACUUGGCCAUCGAAACUGGUACAGGACUUUGAAAUCAGUAUAAAUUUGUAUAAAUACACACGUAACGCACAACACACGAGGCUGCUCGGUGUAAGAGCGAGUUAGUUAUUCAUCGCGAAAAUCAGCUUCUGCCGUCUGCACACUCAUUUCCCCGCUCAGGUUGGACCACUAUUUGUCAACGUCGAGAGUGACAUGUUGACCCCCAAGCUGCUGACACUAGUGCUGGUGGUUGAGCCGCAGCGAGUGCUGCUGGGCAUGAAGAAGAGAGGCUUCGGAGCAGGCAAAUGGAAUGGCUUCGGAGGCAAAGUGCAACCUGGAGAGACCAUCGGAGAUGCUGCGAGACGAGAACUGCAGGAAGAAAGCAGCCUCACAGUGGAUACUCUUGAAAAGAUUGGAAAUAUCAAAUUUGAAUUUGUUGGAGAAACGGAGUUGCUUGACGUCCAUAUUUUCAGAGCCGAUGCUUACAAGGGAGAGCCGAGUGAAUCAGAAGAGAUGAGGCCUCAGUGGUUCGAUAUCGAUUCCAUACCUUUCAGUCAAAUGUGGCCUGAUGAUAUUCUAUGGUUUCCACUGAUGCUUCAGAAGAAGAAAUUCGUCGGCUAUUUCAAGUUUCAGGGUCACGAUGUGAUCCUCAGCCAUAAGCUGGAGGAGGUGGAGGAGCUCUAAAUUACUCAGCAUCUGAUUUCUACCUGAACUGAUUCCAUUCACACUGGCACCAAAACAUCACCGGCCCUCCAAAUGCCUUCCUUAAUUAAAUGCUGUGGCAUUCCUGUUGCCCGUUGUUUAUUGUUUAGUGGCAUUUGGAGGAAGAGGUGGCAAGGCCCUGCUGUUUCAGCAGAACUUUGCAAAUACUAUUUGAAAAUAGAAAACGCCUUUACAUUUCUACAAGGCAAAAUGUGCCCUCUUCCAACCAUUCCUUUUUUCAAAUGCAGGUAAUGCUGGUUCUUAAGUGUCUUGUGCAAACAAUUCAUUUUAAUACAUCAUGACUUGUAUUAUUUGAAUGUAAAAGCAGUCAUUGACAAACAUACAUAUUUACUUUUAAGUUUAAUAUGGCAUGUAAUUAUUUUUUUGUAAAUUAUUUAAUGAUCAAUGCGGAAAGCAAUGUCUACCUUUUACAAUGACAUAUUUACGAUAUCUUUUAUAACAAUUUGAUAUGGUUUUCUCAUGUUUGUGCACAUUUGAUUCCAAAUAAUUUGCCAAAAUAAAUGGCAAUUUUUUAUUAUUUGCACCUAAGCAUUUUUUUUUAGAAAGACUAUGUAAUUCAUACAUCAUUGACUUAAACCUUCAUCAUUCACUCAAACAACAAAUGUCCUAGGGCGUCCGGGUAGUGUAGAGGUCUAUUCCAUUGCCUACCAACAUGGGGAUCCUGGUUCAAAUCCCCAUGUUGCCUCCAGCUUGGUCGGGCGUCCCUACAAAGACAAUUGGCCGUGCCUGCAGGUGGGAAGCCCGAUGUGUCCUGGUCGCUGCACUAGUGCCUCCACUGGUCGGUCGGGGCACCUGUUCAGGGGGGAGGGGGAACUGGGGUGAAUAGCGUGAUCCUCCCAUGUGCUACAUCGCCCUGGUGAAACUCCUCACUGUCAGGUGAAAAGAAGCGGCAGGCGACUCAAAAUGUAUCGGAGGAGGCAUGUGGUAGUCUGCAGCCCUCCCCAGAU